UCAUAUGGGGGUUGUAUCUGAGUCCCAUCGCUCGAUUCGCCGGUCCCAAGCUCGGCGCUUUGACCCAGUGGUAUGAGCUGUAUUAUGACAUCGUCCAAGACGGGAAGUAUGUCUGGAAAAUUGGAGAGCUGCAUGAGCAAUACAGUCCGGCCAUCCGGAUUAACACAUGGGAACUCCAUGUCAACGACCCAGAAUUUU
Molecule: messenger RNA, 198 nt
Organism: Lachnellula hyalina
Lineage: Eukaryota; Fungi; Ascomycota; Leotiomycetes; Helotiales; Lachnaceae
Exons: 2
Source: RefSeq, a predicted model, not a curated record